AUGCCUACGAGCUUGCGUCCCUUGACCCUGCGUGCUAUUGAAGCUGCUCACCUAGUCCUCGAACACUUCACACAGACACAAGGUUAUCGAGAAGGAAUCGUCGGCAUGCCGCUAUACCUGCAUUCCAUGAUUGCGUUCGCGGCCGUGUUUUUGGUCAAGAUGUCUUACUGCUGGCACGUCAUUGGUAUAACCAUUGACCCUGCUCAGCGUACAAGACCACUCAUCCAGGCCCACAUCAAACUUCUUCGAGAUUGCAGAGCUGGCGCCAAUCAUAUGGUUUUCAGUAUGGCUAAUGGAUUCGAGCGGAUGCUGAAGCAAAUUCAUUUACCGGCACCAGCUAUCAUCCAGAAGCGCAUUUAUUCAUUUCUGACCCACAGGGACAUCCAGCUCAAGGAUAUUUGGUACAACAAACGCUAG
Messenger RNA from Penicillium malachiteum, 417 nucleotides. RefSeq lists its product as uncharacterized. NCBI's taxonomy places the organism in Eukaryota, Fungi, Ascomycota, Eurotiomycetes, Eurotiales, Aspergillaceae. The transcript is spliced from 2 exons. The coding region runs from base 1 to 417 and encodes 138 amino acids. The record is from RefSeq and is a predicted model, not a curated record.